Messenger RNA from Tupaia belangeri chinensis (Chinese tree shrew), 978 nucleotides. RefSeq names its product olfactory receptor 5T3. Gene Ontology annotation, biological process: G protein-coupled receptor signaling pathway. NCBI's taxonomy places the organism in Eukaryota, Metazoa, Chordata, Mammalia, Scandentia, Tupaiidae. Gene Ontology annotation, cellular component: membrane. Bases 22 to 978 code for a protein of 318 amino acids. Gene Ontology annotation, molecular function: olfactory receptor activity; G protein-coupled receptor activity. The transcript has a single exon. The record is from RefSeq and is a predicted model, not a curated record.
AAUCUAUAAACAAAAACUGAGAUGGAAGGGCUGUCAUCAAAUUUGGAUGUAUACAGGAUCCAGUUGAAGAACAAAACCGAAGUAACCAUGUUUAUAUUGAUGGGUUUCACAAAUGAUUUUGACAUACAAGUCUUCCUAUUUUUAUUAUUUCUAGCAAUCUAUAUUUUUACUCUGGUAGGAAAUUUGGGAUUAAUUGCAUUGGUCAUUGGGAAUUCCCAGCUCCACAACCCGAUGUACUAUUUCCUGAGUGUUCUGUCAUUCUUGGAUGCCUGCUAUUCUACAGUUGUCACCCCCAAAAUGCUGGUAAAUUUCCUGGCAGAGAAUAAAUCCAUUUCUUAUUAUGGUUGUGCAGCUCAGAUGCUUCUCUUUGUUACAUUUGGGACCACGGAAUGCUUUCUCUUGGCUGCCAUGGCCUAUGACCGCUAUGUGGCAAUCUACAACCCUCUCCUGUACUCGGUGAGCAUGACACCCAGGGUCUAUGUGCCGCUCAUCAUUGCUUCCUAUGUUGGUGGAGUUUUACAUGCAACUAUACAAACCGUGGCCACUUUUAGCCUGUCCUUCUGUGCAUCCAAUGAAAUUAGGCAUGUCUUUUGUGACAUCCCUCCUCUCCUUGCAAUUUCCUGCUCUGACACUCACAUAAACGAGCUUCUAGUCUUCUACCUUGUGGGCUCUAUUGAGAUAGUCACUAUCCUGAUUGUCCUGAUCUCCUAUGGUUUCAUGAUCUUGGCCAUUCUAAGGAUGCACUCUGCUGAAGGGAGGCGAAAAGUCUUCUCUACCUGUGGUUCUCAUCUAACUGGGGUGUCCAUUUAUUACGGGACAAUCUUUUUCACCUAUUUGAGACCAAGUUCCAGCUAUGCUUCAGAGCAUGACAUGAUAGUGUCAAUAAUGUACACUGUUGUGAUUCCCAUGCUGAAUCCUCUCAUCUACAGUUUGAGGAACAAAGAUGUCAAAGAAGCAGCACAAAAACUGUUCAGAUAA